CGUCAAUUGAUCUAGACUCAUACCUGUCAAAAUGAAAUUAUUUACUCAUUAAUCAACAUGACUACUGAAAUGUGCUCGAAUGUUUUAGAGCGGCCCCAGCACUGUUGCAGCAAGUGUAAGGGCUUGUUCACCUUCCAAGAUGAGCGACUCAAGCACCAACUCACCUGCACUGCAAACCCCUUCAAGUCUCCAUGUACCUACUUCGCCUGUGAAAGGAAGAUUUUUCUACAGCUUUUCCAGCCAGAAGAUUUUCAGAUGGAAGGUGCAUUUCAUCCCCUGAAUAUGUCCAAAGAUGACAGCUUUAUUAAUCCAUUUGUGAAAAUCCGAAUGCCAGAUGCUUUUGACCCAUCUGUGUUUUUGCGCUCUCCAUACCUAACUCAGAACCCUUCUCCAGGACCUAGUUUUCUGUUGGAAGACAAUAUUGACACUCUAGAUACCAAUAUCGAAUCUCUUGAAGCAAAUAUUCAGACUUUGAACAAUAAUUCAGAUAAAGAUCAAUGUAGUUCAUAUAUAGAAAACGGCGAGAGAAUUGAGUCUGAGGAUCAGAUUCAAAGUAUUAUCAAUAAGAACAUUGAAUACUUGAAAAAUGAUACAUUACCCAACAUGCCCCAAGGAUCUGCCAAAAGCUCAACUUUUUCUCCUGGAGCCCCUAGACUUCUGUCACCUAUUGACAGAUUUUUCAAUACAGAAACCUCGAGGUCUAGAAUGCAGUCUCCCUUUGACAAACAUCCAGGCUUUAUUGAUGAUACUCUGUUAGGUUGUGGGUCGUAUGCUUAUCCAUCAAAUAUGGCAGAGAAACACCCAGGGUUUAUGGAUGAUACACAUCUCGGAUAUCAUACGGGCAGUUAUUCUUAUGCCUUUAAUCAGUAUAUUCCACCAGAUCCGGUUGACAUGGAGCCUACUCAGCCAUUUGCUACAUGUAAUAAAGACAAUCAGUUCUUGGACAUUGGUAAGAAGGACCCAUUCUUAAGCCAGACAUUUGGAGUAGGACAAAUAAAUACAAAAGACCCAUUUUUGAUAAAUGCAGCUGUAAAGGAAAUUACUCCAAACAAUGCUCCUGUAACAAGUAUGAAGCCUAGUGGAACAAGAAGUUGCAAAAACUUUUCAACAACAUUUUCUUAUAAUCAGCAGUCUCAGGAUACAAACUAUUUCAGUUUUCCCAGUACUUUGGAUGAGCCAACGCAAUUGGAUUAUCUUGAUCUUGCCACUCUUGAUUUUUUGACAAAUCCAAAUUUGAUAAACUAUGGCAGUGGGAUAUUUAAAACCUAUUUUGAUAAGGAUGACGACAUGUGUAGUGAAGACAAUCUGGUGUACCUGGAACAAGCCAGUGUUCAGUCAGAAACUGUUGCAAGAUUGGAGGGGAAUCUUGGAAACAGAAACAGCUAUGAAGAGCCAGUCAAGUUUUCAAAAGACAAAGUUAAGCCUGUUCGAUUAAAAAAGUGCAAAAGUGACCUUGGUAAACCCUCUCAUGAUGAAUAUGGGAGACACAGAAUGAUUUCAAGAGAUUUAGCUGGGAUACCUUCCUUCGGAUUUAACAGAGAGAAUUGUAUCAGAAAUAAGACACAUUGUAAGUCAGAAAAAAUAAACCGGAAAAGAAAAAUGUCUGAGAGCAAUAUUGAUGGGUACAGAGGACUCAAUACGAAACAAAAACUGAACAGGAAAAGAUUAUGUAAAUCGGGAAAGAUUUUUAAUGUUCGGGAAAAAUUGACUUUCCUUACUGAAGAACAGAAAGACAGAAUGAAAGCAGUCAUUGGAAAGGAUUGCAUAUUUGUGAAAAAGCAAAUGGAUUUCAAUAAAGAGCCAGUUGUUGUUGUUGAAGAUAUACCACAAAGCAUAAAACAAAUGAUUGAUCCAAAUGGAAAUGCUGGUACACAGCAAACCACUGAGACUAAUCUUCCGGCUAACUGUGGAGGCUGCGUUCGACAAAACAUAGAAACAAAGAAACUAACAUCAGUGCUCAUUCUUAAAUGCCUAGAUUGUGAAUUCACCUGCAGUAGUGGUCAUGAGCUUAAAGAGCACUGCCGGACACAUAAAACGGAAACAGAACUUGCAACUGAAGCUAUCUGUGAACAGGAGUCUAGUCAUUAUGUGUACACCGAGAAUGAAAACAAUGUACCAACAGAUAGCAAUUGUGAUGAAAAAGCCCUUACAAAACUAAUAGAUGAGUUGACAGAAUCAGCAGUUAAUGAUAGUAUAUCUGAACUAGGGUGCAAUCAGUUCGGUUUUGAAACAAGUAACUGUGAUGAUGGAACAAGUGCAUCAACCAGUGCUCUUACAUUCAAUAGGAUGGACAGUUAUACGACACAAAGUCAUGUGGUUGAUGAUGACACUGUAAAUGGCAUUGAUAGUAAUUCUUAUUCAGAGAAUAAUCAGUCACAUAUAGUUCCAGGUACCUGCGAGCCAUUGGUUAUUCAAGUGCAAUCUACAGAGGAUAAUUGUAGUUCUGUUGAUAUAGUAUACAAACUGCCUUACAGAAAUGAAUUUCGAACAGAUCAAAUUGAUAAUGACAUCUCUCAUAGGAAAGACACAAACAUCGAAGAUCAUUCAGUCAUGAAUGUGCAGAAAAGUUUAUAUGAUUCUGACAAAACUUGCUCUGACACUGUUACAACUCUUCCAGAGAUAUUGAACUACAGCUUUGAUAAAGAUUCUAACAAUGGAUGUUCUGACAAAGUGUUAGGUACUAAUGACAGCACUGUAGACUUACUGCCGAUUGCAGAGGGGAAGAAUAACUAUAAAAAUGAAUGUGAAGCCCUUCAAAGCAACUCUGAUGAUUACACUUCUACAUGUAAUAACAGUGAUGACAUUGAUGUGAGAACAGCAGGCUGUGAUGGGGUUGUUCAGAUGGUUGCUGAUAAUAGUAUGAAUGUUCAAUCUACUACUAUAGACUUCUCAAAAGAAAAAAAAGAAGCAGAAGAAAACAAUACAGAAAUAAUUUUACUUGAAUCAGAUUGUGAUACAACAGAAACUGACUUACAUGAGAGUACUAGUGCUGAGCCUGAUGAUAAAAACUGCGUGGAAAAAGAAAUGCAAACAUCAAAUGAAAUUCUUCGAGUUAACUGUAAUCUAGAAGCCAAGUCUUCACGGCCAUUUGAAGAUAGGGUUGAUAAUGUGCCUAUCUUAGUAGCUGAGACAACAAGAACAGAUGUUUAUCGUUUACAGAAUUCAUUCCCUUCUAUUCACAAAAUUGAAGGUCCAGUAAGUGGUGAGGUAUCUCCGGACAUGACCUUUAACUCAAAUAUUGCAUUAAAUGGUUCAGACAACUUUGAUCACAUGUAUUUUUCAAAAAGUGAAAUAAAAAAACCAAGUUCAUCUCCAAAAAUUCUUAGCCUUACAGUUAAAGGUAUUAAGUCAAUUUCACUCAGCCCUUGUACAGACAAACAGUGUGUUGUUGUUGAUGGAAGUGCCUAUGAUGUUCCUGGAAUUUCAGAAGGAAGUGUUGAAGUUCCCAAUAAAAAUCUUUCAAAUGCCAAUGACUUAAUGGAAAAUAUAAAGAAGGAGGUUGUGAAGAAACAGAAAAGAAGAAUUACAAUUCCUAAAGAGUUGUUUACAAAUGGAAAAUUUGAAGUAAUUGGAAAUACACUGAAAACCCAAAAAUAUGUGUCUUUAUUGCCUGGACCAAAACAAGCAAAUGGAAAUAAAGCUUCACCUAAGAUUGUUAAUGCAGAUAGAUUGAAGACAACUCCUGACAUGUUAUCAGCCAUCUAUUCAGAGUCUGAAGUCCUGACUUUUGUGAAUAGAAGGCCUAAAGAAUUAACUGUAAAUGGUGGCUCUGAAUUCCUGACUUGUGUGAAUGGUGGGUCUGAUGUUCUGACUACUGUGAAAAGUGGGUCUGAAGUCCUUACUAGUGUGAAUAGUGGGUCAGAAGUCUUUACUCAUGAGAAUAGUGGGUCUGAAAUCUUGACUCAAGUGAAUGGUUGGUCUGAAAGUCUGACCCAAGUAAAUGGUGGGUCUGACAUCCUGACUCCUGAAAAUGGUGGGUCUGAAGUCCUGACUCGUGUGACUAGUCAGUCUGAAGUGCUGACUUGUGUGAAUGGUGGGUCUGAAGUCCCGACUUAUGUGAAUGGUGGGUUAGAAACUGGACAUAUAGCAGAUGAGGCAGCUGAAGAUGGCCAACUGGAGGAUGGAAAUGAGGAGGAUCUUGCAACCAAGCUUCUUUCCUGCAAUGCAUGUGGGUUUAAGACAGAUAAUAAAAAUAAAUACUACAACCACCUUCUUAAACAUAGAGGUGUGGUGUACAGGUGUAUGUACCAGGGAUGUAGCUUCAAGUCCAUCUACAAGCGCAACUACGACUACCAUGUACGCAUCAAGCACACAGAGAAAACCAUCUAUCAGUGUGAAAAUUGCUCCUACAAUACCUGCGAGAAAAACAGCCUGAACCGUCAUGUCCAACACCAACACCUGCGAGAAAUGCGCUACAAAUGUGCAGACUGUGACUUCACAGCUUUGUUUCGUAUAGAUGUGGUGAAGCAUGUCCGCAACACGCACAUCCAGCUGAAGGUGUAUGCGUGUAACCAAUGUGAGUUCCGUACCUGCUAUCCACAUGUGCUCAAGUACCAUCUGAUGGCACACGGGGGUAUCCGGCCAUACAAGUGCAGUGCAUGCGAGUAUCAAGUGAACAACCCCGGCCAGGUGCGACGCCACAUUCAGACUGUCCAUCCCGACCGGCAUGAUGUCAAGUGCGAGAACCUUGACCUCUCGUUUGAGAUAGAUGCCAGGCAGUUUAAAUGUGCUGAAAAUGUGAGUGACAAGGACAUUAAAGUUAUUGAGCUUACAAAAGAGGAAAUAGAGGAAGUCAGAAAGAUGCAGGCCGAAGAGGAAGCUAAGGGGAAAGUUCUUCGACCAAGGGGAAGGAAGCCAGCGAAGUUCCUGGGUAUAAGUAGAACAAGUGAUAGGGUUGAAAGGGACACUGACAUACUGAAUGGAAACAGUCAUGAAGUAAAUGACAAUGACGUGGCACUGCUUGGUUAUUGCACAGCUUUAGAUGAUGAUGCUCCAGAUGUAAAUGGUAAUGCUGAUGUGAAUGAAAAUUUACAGGGUAUUGCAUAACUGUGUGGUCUGUCUCUGAAUCUCACUUUAAAUUAUUGUACACAUAAUGUGCUUCAAUUAUGUUAUUUAUUUAUUGUUAAAAAGUGUUUGUUACUGUUUUUAUUGUUGUCGUUGGUAGUAUUUAAUAAAGAUAUUUGUA
This is a messenger RNA of Mya arenaria, 5185 nucleotides long. RefSeq lists its product as uncharacterized. Gene Ontology annotation, biological process: regulation of transcription by RNA polymerase II. Gene Ontology annotation, cellular component: nucleus. The transcript has 6 exons. NCBI's taxonomy places the organism in Eukaryota, Metazoa, Mollusca, Bivalvia, Myida, Myidae. The record is from RefSeq and is a predicted model, not a curated record. Gene Ontology annotation, molecular function: RNA polymerase II transcription regulatory region sequence-specific DNA binding; DNA-binding transcription factor activity, RNA polymerase II-specific. The coding region runs from base 58 to 5046 and encodes 1662 amino acids.